Acyrthosiphon pisum (pea aphid) is the source of this 790-nucleotide messenger RNA. It is a transcript of the gene ND-MNLL, whose product is annotated as NADH dehydrogenase (ubiquinone) MNLL subunit. NCBI's taxonomy places the organism in Eukaryota, Metazoa, Arthropoda, Insecta, Hemiptera, Aphididae. The record is from RefSeq and is marked validated. Gene Ontology annotation, cellular component: mitochondrion.
GGUUACCGUUCAGUAAUCAAUUUACAUGGCCCGAAGGUCGACAGAACUCAACUGUGAGCACUACACUAUACCUAUAACUGAAUUACAAGAUAUUGUGCAAAUAUUCUACGAUUGUAUGUUUUGUUGUAAGUAAAUAAUUUAAUAGACUAAUUGCUUAAUAUUAUUCAAGAAAUCAUAUUUUUCACGAUAAACGACCAUAUAUAUUCAGGUAAAUGGCAUUCAGUCGUGCAUGGUACCACUUCAAACGUAAUUUUUUAUCUGUAACAUUUCCCAUUAUUUCGUUUUCUGCAAUCUACGCUGAUUACAACAGGACAUUAAAUUGGAAAAAAAUACAAAAUCAAAAAGUUUAAAAAAUAUCGUACAAUGGCAGCUAAACAUGCAUUAUUUGGACUAACCUGGGACUAUUUCGCAUUGGCUAUCCCUGUAACUGCUGGUGCCUUAUUUGGCAAAUUUUUAGAUGACAAAGAAACAGAAAGAAUGUCACUUUUUAGAGAUAGAAGUGCUUUAUAUGGAGGUAUGGUGAAGAAAGGUGAAAAACCUUCUUGGCCAUAAGUUUGUCUUAUUUAAGAUGGUACUAUUAGUUUGAAUUAAUUGUAACAUUGUUUUAAAUCUUAUAAUAAAUUAAAUCAUGUUAAUAGUUCUUUUUUUAGUGUAUUAUAGCUAUAUAAAAUAAAUGUAUACAGUUUGAUAGUUAUGAUAAAAAAAUUAAUAACAUACUUUUCCAAAAUGUAAUCUAAAAUGUUGUUUAUUUCACUUACUAAUAAAAAAAUGAACUAUGUACCACCUGGAA